Molecule: messenger RNA, 2223 nt
Organism: Lentinula edodes (shiitake mushroom)
Lineage: Eukaryota; Fungi; Basidiomycota; Agaricomycetes; Agaricales; Omphalotaceae
Exons: 3
Coding region: 16-1953 (645 amino acids)
Biological process (GO): DNA-templated transcription initiation; transcription preinitiation complex assembly
Cellular component (GO): nucleus; transcription preinitiation complex
Source: RefSeq, a predicted model, not a curated record
ACCCAAACUCCCAUCAUGUCCAAAUGCUCAGAAUGUGCUGGUGCUGUUGUUUGGAAUGAGGACGCUUUCUCCAAUAUUUGUAUAUCUUGUGGUACAUUAACUGAUCCUUCUCAACGCGUCUUUGCGAAUAACGAUGAUCAACUCGACAGUCAGUAUUCUAACCCGUCUGCUCCGAAUACUCUGAAGCGUUUGCGUGGCGGUUCUAGCUGGGCUUUGGCCGGUGAAAGCAAGGAAGCAAGAGUUAAAAACAAUACGUUAACUAUGCAUGGAUUCAUCAAGUCGUUGACACUGACUUUAUCUGUGUCCGGUCUAUCUCCCCGUGUUUGCAACUUGUUUGAUCAAGCGAUGAAGACAGCACAGUUCAAAUGGGGAACCAAGGCGAAAGCAGUUGCCGGAGCUUGCCUAUCCAUUGCUUUACGAGAAUCAAGUAGGCCAGAUUCCCUCAAAGAUAUAGCAUUCCUCAUAGAGCAAAGCGACGUCAAUCUGAAGCGGACUCUCUCUUCGGUCCUUUCAGCGCUGAAACUAACCUUGAAAUCAAGUAGCCCAGCGCAGUUUCUCACGAUUCUACAAUCCCACCUUUCAUCUAUCCUACAAGCUCCUAUGGAUUCUUCAGGGAUGGACAUCUCGCUCUGGUCUGAACUUAAAUCCCUGUCGAUUCGUUCUGCCGUGGAAACGGCUCGACUUUUCAUCGAUAUAUUAUCACGCUCUGCUUCUGAAUCAACCUUGCGGAAUUCUCCUGCCGCAGCCGCCUGCGCUAUAUUCAUCAUGUCCCUUGAAGCGGAAAAGCGCGGGCCUUUGAGUUGUUUGGCCGAUAUCUCCGCUUGCUUCGCUGAUUCAUGCACAGUGGCGAAGGUGACCGUUACGAGUCGCUAUCAAGCUCUACACAAAGAAGUGUCUAGCUGGAUCAAGGAAGUCGAAUGGCUGGACUCCUAUCAAAAACCUAAUCAGCGAGCAAAGGUUUCCAAGAGAUUACUAUGUGCUCGAGGGCUCAAAGAUGUUCUCAACUGUAAAAACGUGCUAUGGAAAAACCAGGUAGAGGCGGAAGGCAAGUUCAGUCUCAAUCUACAGUUAAACAACGUCGACAGUGAUUCGGAGUCGGAAUGUGGUUCUUCUCAGGACGCUGCUUUGGCUGUCCCCACGAAUGAAGACACACGGCCUGCUCGAAAAAAGAAAAAGGUCCAUUCAGCCGUGACAAAUGGUGCUCAAUUUCUUCUCAGUCCUUUAGACGCCCCUGCAUCUGCGUUGUCAAGCGUUGCAACAACCUCUGCGUCAUCUUAUCCCCAAAGCGUUUCAUCAUCUUCGCAUGGCAGAAACACCGUCGACCCUUUUACAAUGUCUUCUUAUCUGCUGUCUGCAUCGUCUUUAGUCUCUGACACACGCGGAUUGCCUUCCCGUCUGCAACGAUUAUCAGUCGCACGUGGAGGCUCUGGUGCAGAUGUCAUUCUUGACGACGAACUGUUUGCUGAAGGAGAAUGGGAGAUUAUGCAGCGCACUUCCGAGGAGAUGCAGCAUCUGGAGCAGCGAUGGCGCGACGACGGUACCCUUGAUACGAUGGAUGAAGCUAGUUUCAAAGCUUCGCAGAAACAUGAAACAACGAGACGGAAGGAGAAACAGACCCAGGCUCGUACUGAAAGCCUCGCUGCAGACUCGGCACGCCAUCCGGUCUCCAAGCGAAUCAACCUGGAAGCUCUCUCGAGUUUCAUGCUCAAUCCCGGCGAUGGCUUCGACCAGGCACUUGAUCUGGAUACAUCCGAGAUUCUAGGGCUCGAAUUCCUCGAGGGCGAUUUGGACGAUAAAGGCGCAGGUGAUGAAAUCCUCGUACUUGACGAGGGAAACGAGGCUGACGCGUUUCAUAUGGCACCGGACACGGAGAGCGGGGAUGAAAUUACUGUUGACGAUUGGCGACCCCCUUCUCCAGGUCUGAAUAAUACCUUCGAUGAUUACUAUUCGUGAAGUUGCAAUCAUGCUUCGUCUGUACAUCUGGACUGUUGAAAAUCCCUGCUACUUCAUAGCCGGUGACCAUCUUUACAUAUUCCAGCCUCGCCCUCUCCUCGUGUUUGGAACGAAUUACUGUAAAUUCCGUAUAACAACCUAUCUUUGACAUCUUAUACCUAUAGUCACAUGUAUAUACACAAAAUGUCCUUAAAUCAAUUUCUGCCUCAAGGGAAACUAAGUCGUGGGGACGGGAGAUUUUGGUACUAAUGUAUGCUAAUCCAAUGAAGA